CAGCGGGCGGUGAGGGCGGCGGGGCGGCCGCCAUGGAGGGCGGCGGGAACUCCAAGGGCACCGGGCUCGGCGGCCUCUUCGGCGCCGGCGGGCUCGGGUACUCGCACGCCGACCUCGCCGGGGUGCCGCUGACUGGAAUGAGCCCUUUGUCACCGUAUUUAAACUUGGACCCCAAGUAUCUAGUACAGGACACAGAUGAGUUUAUCUUGCCCACAGGAGCCAACAAAACUCGAGGCAGAUUUGAGCUGGCCUUUUUUACCAUUGGAGGAUGUUGUAUGACAGGGGCAGCGUUUGGUGCACUGAAUGGUUUGAGACUUGGCUUGAAGGAGACACAGAACAUGCCGUGGUCAAAACCUAGAAACGUACAAAUUCUAAAUAUGGUGACAAGGCAAGGAGCAUUAUGGGCUAACACACUGGGAUCACUGGCUCUACUUUACAGUGCAUUUGGAGUCAUCAUUGAAAAAACACGAGGUGCAGAAGAUGACCUGAACACCGUAGCUGCUGGAACCUUGACAGGAAUGCUAUACAAGAGCACUGGUGGAAUGCGUGGGAUAGCACGAGGUGGGAUCGCGGGGCUGACGCUGACCGGCCUCUACGCUCUGUACAACAACUGGGAGCACAUGAAGGGCUCCCUGGCCCGCCAGUCCCUGUGAGCAGGGCAGAGGACACACUUGCAUAGUCACCAAUCAAAUCAGUUGUGAGAUGUAUCUGGUGCCCCUUCCUAUUUUAUUUACAAUUAGUGUGAAACCGAAGGAAGCUGUGCUGGGAGGAACCUCUUGACACCGUGUAGCUGGACUGGCCCUUUCCUUCCCACCAGCCAGUUGCUGGAGAGGCAGCAAUAUUUGUUGGACUUGCAAGUGAACAGAGUGGCCACCAAGACAGUCUUCCUGGCACGCUCACCAGCCAGCCCUGGGCCAGAGCCACAAGGCCUGCUCAAGUCCCACUGCCAGGUUUGUUGGGGCACGGCAGCGACAGCCCUGUAAUAAAGUCUGUGUCCAUAGACCAUUCCCUGCAGCCUCAGCACACAUCACCUGGCAACUGGCACAGGGCAAGGCUUGUUACUCUGACAGCACAAGGCAAGCUAUAAAAAGGGACAUCAUCAUUAAUAAAAAGGGUGGUACUUACUCAAUGCCAUUUCUAUCCUUUGCUGUUCCUACCACUGGUAAGACAAAAAUGUGCUGCAUCCACUGACUUAUUUAUGGAUUUAUUUUGAAGGACCAACGUGAUAAAAUCCUGGGGGAGUCAGUGGGUGAGGGGAAGUGGACUAGCAGGCUGAGGGUCUCCUGAUGCGUGGUUGUGGUGGAGCAUAGCAGGGCUUCCCUGCACGCCCUUAUUUGCGCUAAUAAAUAAGGAACUGGUUGUUUAUGGAUGAGGUACAGUUGCUGUUGCAGAACAGCUGCCAGUGGAUUAUCAAAACACUUGGGUGCUCCAGUAUCUCAGAGCUCAUUUAGCCAACAGUUAGAAACCGAACAUAUAGACUCCUCUCAUUGCUUAUUACAGGACUUCUAAUUAGCACAAAGCUUUUUGCCUGAAAUACCAUUUGUAAGGUUUUGGCAGAAUGAAGGCUGUGAUGAACCUAAACUUUCUCCGGUGUUAAAAUUAAACCAUGUACCAAG
This is a messenger RNA of Pipra filicauda (Wire-tailed manakin), 1616 nucleotides long. RefSeq names its product mitochondrial import inner membrane translocase subunit Tim23. Gene Ontology annotation, cellular component: mitochondrial inner membrane; TIM23 mitochondrial import inner membrane translocase complex. The record is from RefSeq and is a predicted model, not a curated record. NCBI's taxonomy places the organism in Eukaryota, Metazoa, Chordata, Aves, Passeriformes, Pipridae. Gene Ontology annotation, biological process: protein import into mitochondrial matrix. The transcript is spliced from 7 exons. Bases 33 to 653 code for a protein of 206 amino acids. Gene Ontology annotation, molecular function: transmembrane protein transporter activity.